Leptidea sinapis is the source of this 1505-nucleotide messenger RNA. Its product is annotated as tRNA (guanine(37)-N1)-methyltransferase. Gene Ontology annotation, cellular component: cytoplasm; mitochondrial matrix. Gene Ontology annotation, biological process: tRNA N1-guanine methylation; mitochondrial tRNA methylation. Lineage: Eukaryota; Metazoa; Arthropoda; Insecta; Lepidoptera; Pieridae. The transcript has a single exon. The record is from RefSeq and is a predicted model, not a curated record. Bases 42 to 1358 code for a protein of 438 amino acids.
GAAUAGGUUAGUAUCCUAAUUUUAUUAUGUAGCGUCAUAUUAUGACUAUAAUCCGAAAUAUUUUUCACGGUUUUUUACGUGCCAUGUCGAGUAAUUCCAAAAUACCAAUAGCUCCGGUAGGUGUUCGGGGUAUGCGUGAUUUAGAUCGCACAAAAUUCUCAUUAAAUGUAAUUCUACCAGUACUGAAAGUACGUGAGGAAAAGUUAUCUAAAAUAAGCAACAUACUCAAGCAAUACUUUCUAAAAUUAGAGAAUUUCAAGCCUGUUCAAGCCCAAGAUGCUGUCACUAAAUGUGUAUAUUUCAAUCCGGAAAAAAUAACACAAUGGAAUGAAUUCUCCGAAAAAGACAAGUCCAUUUUUCAAGAACAUAAUAUUGAUCAUACAAGUUUUAGUUUGCAAAGUGUACAACUUUCAUACGACAACUUUAAGAUAGAUACAAUUUUCAAAGCAGUUCUCCCAGAGAAUGAAGAGACAGUAAGUGGCUUCUCACAGAUUGGGCAUAUCAUUCACUUAAAUUUAAGAGAACAUUUACAUGAAUAUCGCCAUCUCAUAGGUCAAGUAUUACUAGACAAGAUUAAAACAUGUAAAACAGUUGUAAAUAAAAGUAACAUUAUUGAUAAUACUUACCGUAACUUCAAGAUGGAAGUGGUCGCUGGCACUGAAGAUUAUUUUGUUACAGUUAAAGAAAACCGGUGCAAUUUUCAGUUUGACUUUUCUAAAGUUUACUGGAACCCUCGGUUAGGAAAAGAACAUGAAAGGAUUUUAAGCUUUUUAAAUCCCAAUGAUGUAUUAUUUGAUGUGUUUUGUGGUGUUGGUCCAUUUGCGGUACCGGCAGCUAGACGCAAGUGUACAGUUUUUGCUAAUGAUCUGAACCCUGACUCCUUCAAGUGGCUCAAUCACAAUGCAAAACACAAUAAGGUGAACAUGAAUAUUUUCAGAUCAUACAAUCUUGAUGGAAAAGACUUUAUAUGUGAUAUUUUUCAGAAAUUUGUCUCAAACAUUUGUGAUGGAACUGAGAAAUUAAAAGAAGGAGCCAAAAUUCAUGUUACAAUGAAUUUACCAGCAAUGGCUGUGGAAUUUCUAAAACAUUUUAAUGGACUGCUCAGAAAUAAAGAAAACACUGUGCAUGUUGAAAUAAUUGCUUAUGUCUAUUGUUUCGCAAUUGGUGAUGAUCCAGCUAGUGUAGCUAAGAAAAUGGUGUCAGAUAAUAUAGGCAGAGAUAUAUCUACCUCUAUACUUGAUGUGUUUAAUGUUAGAAAUGUAUCUCCAAAGAAGGAAAUGAUGCGCGCUACAAUCAGACUCAAUGAUGUUAUAUUCAAUGAAUUGCAAGAGCCUCCUACAAAGAAGGUGUGUGUGUGAUUUAUUAUAAGAGUGAUUUAAAAUAAUGAAAAAAAAAACAUUUAAUUUACCAUGUUUAUGUUUUAACAUUCAAUGUUAACUUCAAUUUUUUAUAAUGUAGUUUAUAUAAGUUUUAUUUUUAAUAAAUUUAUUAAUUUAAAAUUGUCA